Messenger RNA from Lichtheimia ornata, 1299 nucleotides. RefSeq lists its product as uncharacterized. The record is from RefSeq and is a predicted model, not a curated record. The transcript has 4 exons. Lineage: Eukaryota; Fungi; Mucoromycota; Mucoromycetes; Mucorales; Lichtheimiaceae. Gene Ontology annotation, biological process: protein ubiquitination. The coding region runs from base 1 to 1299 and encodes 432 amino acids.
AUGAAUCGAUCUUCUCGGGCCGUCAUUGCUCUCUUGGUCCUAUGGCUCCUACUACUACCCAACGUCGCUUCACAAGCCAAUCGUAACAACCCCUUUAUAUGGCAGGUGGUGGUGCAAUAUGAACUCGGCAAAUCGAAUCAGUCGGCGACCUAUCUUACUGAUACCUCGGUUAAGCAAUACAGCCAAGACUUUCAAACAGUGUUUUUAUACGAUGAUCUCUAUGGGCACAACGAGCGGCUUUUGUUGGAUUUUGGAGAUGGUUGCCCGGGGACAAGUAUGGAUAAUGUGCAAGCAUUGAAUGGGAAUACAUCGACGAGUCCAUCUAUGAUGGCACAACCAUCGAUUGCCCUGAUACAACGAGGGGGAAGAUGUACACUAUGGUCGGAUAAAGUGAACCAGAUCCAAGCAUUGUCAAACCAGUAUCACCUAAACGUCGGAGCCAUUAUUGUGUUCGACAAUGCAACUUGGCCUUCUGUUGAAUUGAUCACCGAAAGCACCGAUAAUAGCUCCUACCCCACUUGGGAUGCUUCUUUACCAACAACUCGCAAUAUCAACAACAUGAGCGACAAUGACAUUGCAAAUCACUCCAACGGCAUAUUCCUUGCCAUCUUUUUCGUACCCAACGUGUAUGGCAACACGCUCAAAGAUUUGAUCCACAAUUAUACUCUCACGUCCAGCGGCAAGCCUACUCAACAAUAUGUGCAAAUUGCCAUGUUCUUUUCCGAAUCAACCUUCUCACUUGAUCAAGAUGACAAUAACGCAGGUGGUAGCGGGAAUGCGGAUGGCAACUAUUGGGAUGUCUUUACUGGAGACCAUGCCUACAUUGCUUAUUUGCUGGCAGCAGGUGGUGCUCUCGUGGUGGCAUUAUUCUUUUUUCGGUGGUGCAGGACAUCACGUACUGGAUUUGGUUCAAGAAAUGAUGGGUCUAUGGAUGAUGAGCAAGCUAUAGGUAGCGGUAACAUCCCGCUCACUGAGAGUACCCACAAAAUGUCGCUUCAAAAGCUGGACGAGCUUUGUCCUGUGCAAGAAUAUCGGGAUGCGCAAGAGACCAAGAAUACCAUUUGUGCCAUUUGUCUUGAAGAGCUUAACCUUCAUGAUAUGAUACGAGUGUUACCCUGUCAUCAUGGCUUUUGUGUUGGCUGCAUUGAUGUCUGGCUCACCAAGAAAGCAAGUAUAUGCCCCAUAUGCAAAUACGAUUGCGAUCAUGUUCAGCAAACGCCGCCAUCUCAAACAGAUUCUUCAAGUACCAAUGCCCCAACCAUUACAACUCCACCUCCAACUCAUCCACCAAACCAUUAA